Messenger RNA from Cygnus olor (mute swan), 7701 nucleotides. RefSeq names its product Rho guanine nucleotide exchange factor 10 (gene ARHGEF10). Gene Ontology annotation, molecular function: protein binding; guanyl-nucleotide exchange factor activity. Lineage: Eukaryota; Metazoa; Chordata; Aves; Anseriformes; Anatidae. Gene Ontology annotation, biological process: actin cytoskeleton organization; mitotic spindle assembly; positive regulation of stress fiber assembly. Gene Ontology annotation, cellular component: centrosome. The coding region runs from base 267 to 4328 and encodes 1353 amino acids. The transcript has 30 exons. The record is from RefSeq and is a predicted model, not a curated record.
CGAGAACGAGGAGGAGGAGGAGGAGGAAGGGGGCUGCAGCGGGGUGGGGGCGAGCGGCGCCCCGCCGGGACUCGGCGGCUUCGGGCGGCGUUAACGCUUAAACUAUCAAAGUAGUUCCCGAGUUGUCUGUGGUGAUCCCGGACCACGUAGCUGCUCCUGAAGGAUGCCGGGUGCUCACAGGGUGAGGCGAGAAGAGCUUUAGGGAUGGUCAGGCACCUGGUGAGUAGGGUUUUUCAGUCUGCUGAAGGGGCAGUGGAUACACUAGGAUGGACACAGAAGAAUUCCCUCCCCCACCUCCAGAAGUUCUAGAGCAAGAGCCUAAAGCCACGGGUACGAAUGAUGAAGAGGAGGACGAGGGAGAGCAGUUUGACUUCGACAGUGGAGAUGAGAUACCAGAAGCAGACAGGCAAGCCCAUGUGCCACCUCCUCCUGAUCCUGGAAGUAACACAGAGCACCAAGAGGCUAACGGCACCGGGGCUGAUACCUUAGAAAGAAAUGGGGAGCUACGAGCAUCAGAACCUGCUGCGGAAGGCAUUCCAACAAAAGUAAAUCCCUACUCAGUCAUAAAUAUUUCCCCAAUGCAAGAGAAGGAUCCAUCCUCCUCCCCAGAACCAAGUCCUCAAGAUGAACCUCCAAGUCCGAAUGUGUCCGGUGGCUAUUCUGUCCCCGUGCCCUGUGGCUAUGCUGUGCCAUCCAAUUUACCUUUGAUACUGCCAGCAUACUCCAGCCCUGUUAUAAUACGCAGUGUUUCUGUAGAUGAAGAAGGUAUGCAGUCAGCAACUGAAGAAUGUCAUUGUAAUUCUUUAAACUCAGAGGAACCCCAAAAUAGUGAAGAUAACCAGGUCAAGAGAGAGGAUGAUGCUCUGGCAAAGUGGGUUGCAGAUCCUGCAAACACUGCAUGGAUGGAAAACCCAGAUGAAGUAAUUUAUGAUGAUGUACCAAGAGAAAAUUCAGACUCUGAACCAGAAGAAAUGAUUUAUGAUGAUGUUGAAAAUGGUGAUGAUGGUGGAAACAGCUCGCUGGAAUAUGGGUGGAGUUCAAGUGAGUUUGAAAGCUAUGAAGAACAAAGUGAUUCUGAGUGUAAGAAUGGAAUGCCCAGCUCCUUUUUGCGAGGCAACCACAAAAGACAUCUUUCUCAUGACCUAACGCGUUUAAAGGAGCAUUAUGAAAAAAAGAUGAAAGAUUUGAUGGCAAACACUGUGGGAGCAGUAGAGAUUCAGCAACUAAAGCAAAAACAUGAGCUGAAGAUGCAAAAGCUCAUGAGAGCUGCUAGAGAAGGUACCAAAGAUGGACUUGAAAAAACAAAAGCAGCUGUGAAAAAGGGUCGUUCUUUCAUUAGAACUAAGUCUUUUAUUUCCCAAGAUCAUAGAUCGUCAUGUCUGGAAGAAGAAGAGCUAAAUUUAUUUAUUGAUGUGGACUGUAUGCAUGCAGAAGCAAUCAUGACCCCUAUGCCCGAAGGAUUAUCGCAGCAGCAGGUUGUGAGAAGAUAUAUUUUGGGCUCUGUAGUUGAUAGUGAGAAGAAUUAUGUGGAUGCUCUGAAAAGAAUUUUGGAGCAAUAUGAGAAGCCCCUGUCAGAAAUGGAACCAAAAUUACUGAGUGAAAGAAAACUCAAAAUGGUCUUUUACCGUAUUAAGGAAAUUCUUCAGUGCCAUUCAAUGUUUCAAAUAGCACUGGCGAGUCGUGUAUCUGAAUGGGAUUCUGUUGAAAUGAUUGGCGAUGUCUUUGUUGCUUCAUUUUCCAAAUCUAUGGUAUUAGAUGCGUACAGUGAAUAUGUGAACAACUUCAGUACAGCAGUGGGGAUUCUUAAGAAAACAUGUGCCACCAAACCUGCCUUUCUGGAUUUCUUAAAGCAGUGCCAGGAGUCAAGCCCCGAUCGGAUUACGCUGUAUGGUUUAAUGAUGAAACCUAUCCAGCGCUUUCCACAGUUCAUUCUGCUAUUGCAGGAUAUGUUGAAGAACACUAAUAAGGGACAUCCUGACAGAUUACCUCUACAGAUGGCUCUUACAGAACUUGAAACACUGGCAGAGAAGUUAAAUGAAAGGAAAAGGGACGCAGAUCAACGCUGUGAAAUAAAACAAAUAGCAAAAGCAAUGAACGAACGUUAUCUGAAUAAGCUACUUAGCAGUGGAAACAGAUACCUUGUACGGACUGAUGAUAUGGUUGAAACAGUUUACAACGACAAAGGAGAAAUUAUCAAAACCAAAGAACGGCGACUUUUCAUGUUAAAUGAUGUGCUGAUGUGUGCAACAGUGAAUAUACGCUCAUCCUAUGAAAGCAGUGGCACUGUGACAACUGGCCAGAGGUAUUUAUUAAAAUGGAGCGUACCACUGGGACAAGUGGAAGUCAUAGAGUAUGGCAGCAGUGAGGGCCAAGGAGAGAACUGCAGGUUUCCACCCCAGCACUCUGCUGAAAAUGUCAUCAUUAACUCUAAGCCAAACAAGCUGUAUAUGGGACCAGGGCAACUAUACCAUGAUCUGCAGAACCUUUUGCAUGACUUGAAUGUAGUUGGUCAAAUAAGUCAAUUAAUAAGCAGCCUUAAAGGAAACUAUCAGAACUUAAACCAAUCAGUAGCCCAUGACUGGACGUCAGGUUUACAAAAACUGAUCUUGAAAAAAGAAGAUGAAAUCAGAGCAGCGGAUCGCUGUAGAAUUCAGCUGCAGCUUCCAGGAAAACAGGACAAGUCUGGGCGGCCUACUUUCUUUACAGCUGUAUUCAAUACAUUUACCCCUGCCAUCAAACAAUCAUGGAUCAACAAUUUACAAAUGGCUAAACUAGCCCUUGCGGAGGAUAACCUGCUAGGUUGGUUCUGUGUAGAAGAUGAUGGGAAUCAAAUCAAAAAGGAGAAACAUCCUCUCCUUGUUAGACACAUGCCAGUGAUGAUGGCCAAGCAACAGGAAUUUAAGAUUGAAUGUGCUGCUUAUAAUCCUGAACCGUACCUCUCUGGAGAAACUGAGUCAGAUUCCUGUUCUAUGGAACACGGUUUUCUUUGGAUUGGCAGUUGUACUAAUCAGAUGGGCCAGAUUGCAAUAGUCUCAUUUCAGAGCUCUGGCCCUAAGGUUAUUGAGUGCUUCAAUGUGGAAUCACGGAUUCUUUGCAUGGUCUACAUACCAGAGGAAGAGAAACUAAAAGAACGCAAUACGUCUCUAGAUUCUGAAAAUGUUCCUGCAAAAGCUUCUAAUGUGCCUACUAUUUGCCUUGGCAUGGAAGAAGGAAGCAUUUCUGUUUACAAAAGUUGCCAAGGUUCAAAGAAAAUUCGACUUCAACACUUCUUCACUCCUGAAAAAUCAACUGUUAUGAGUUUAACAUAUAUGUCGCAAUACUUGUUUGCUGGCUUGGUAAAUGGAAACAUUGCAAUCUACACAAAAGCAGAAGAUGGGACAUGGAACACUGAACCUCAGAAGACAGUUAAGUUGGGGGUUCUGCCUGUCAGAAGUCUGCUUGUGAUGGAAGAUACCAUUUGGGCUGCAUGUGGUGGACAAAUUUUUAUAAUCAGCACAGUGACGCAUUCCAUAGAGAGCCACUUUGAAGCUCAUCAAGAGGAAGGGAUGGUAAUCUCUCACAUGGCUGUUGCUGGAGUGGGAGUCUGGAUUGCCUUCACAUCUGGAUCUACGCUUCGCCUUUUCCACACGGAGACGCUGAAACACCUCCAAGAUAUUAACAUUGCCACGCCUGUUCACAAUAUGUUGCCAGGGCAGCAGCGUGUUUCUGUGACCAGCCUUCUGGUGUGCCAUGGUUUAUUACUGGUUGGAACAAAUCUGGGUAUAAUAGUAGCAUUGCCCGUGCCACGCCUGCAGGGGAUUCCCAAAGUAACUGGAAGAGGAAUGGUGUCAUAUCAUGCACACAAUGGGCCAGUCAAGUUUCUUGUAAUGGCUACGUCUAUAAACAAGAAAAACAAAAACAAGUUGAGGAACAGCCUGCCUCCUGGCUCAGAAUCUAAAGAAGACGACCAAAAGAAUGUUCUGCACAAUGACAGACCAGGCUCUUCCCUUAGUAACAACCCUGAUACUUCAGUUUGGCUGGGAGGUUCAGUAGGAUCCAUUGCACAAAAAAGUGACUUGUCUUCAUCUUCAGGAUCCCUUACUUUGUCUCACGGAUCAAGUUCCCUAGAGCAUAGACCAGAGGACAGUAACAUUUAUGAGCUUUUGAAGGAUCAAAAUUUCUCACUUAAAAGUAAAAGACAGAAAUCCAAGAAAAUGAAAGCAAUUUCAGUGUUAGUCAUUUCUGGUGGCCAAGGACACAGAAGAGUGAACAAGAAGACCAAACAGCAACGACAAGAUGAAUUAGUAUCUUCAGUGAUGGUCUGGCAGAUCCCACUAUUAAAUAUCUGAGUGAACAAAAUCCAAAAAACUUCCUACUGUUAAACAAAGUCUGGUAUCUUUUUACAGCAAAUGCCAGCCUAGGACCCAAACCAGUAGACCUUAUACACAUGAGAGCAGUUUCAGUAGGACUGGAUCACAGAUACAAGGCAGAGUCUUCACAUAUUUAGAACAUUCUGCAGUGUUAAGAGUAUUGGAAAAAGUUUAGCUGUUGAUUCUGUCUUUGAUACUUAGAACAGAAAGGGUUUGUUAGACACUUUUAAAGACUUUAGAAACCUUAUUUAUAUUUACAUUUAUAAAUAUCAUUAUGUUCUAUAGCACUUAGGGAAGGCAAGGAACAUGUGCUCUGUCGCAUGCCGUUUUCGGUUAUGUAAAUCAGCAGUUGUUUCCUUUUCCAAAGUGACAUAUUGCAUGGACUGUAGAUUUUAACAAAUUAGCAAAUAUUUUUAAACAAUAAAUAUUCUAAUGCAAGCUAAUAUUAAUUUGGUAACUACCAUAAUAGUUUGUAACAUCAUUCCAUAUGCCAGAGUUUGGUCUGAACAAAAGCAGUUAUUUUAAUUGACACGUGUUUAUUUCAGCGUAAAAAAUAGAUGUUUUUUAUUUCUAAUGCUCAGUAUUAUUAAAAAAAAAGUUGCAGUAUAAAAAGUGCAUUAAUUUUCUCAGUAGUUGCAAUGUGUCUGUCACAUAGAGAAAGUUCUAAGGAUGUUACAGCAUAGGGCAAAUAGAAAAUACAGAUGUAGAACAGCUGUGCAUUGUAGUGCUGGUAACACAUUCCCUCCUGGCAGCUUGGUAUCAAAGCUAGACAUGGACUGUGCCAUUUUUAAUUAGGUGUGCAUAACGAGUAUAUAAAUAAUGAGAAAUACACUAACAUUGCAAUACGUAUAGGAAGCGCACGUAAUCACUGUGGGCAUUUGCCCUACGUCAGUUGAUUUUUGCUACAUCCUCAGGCAAACACCUAUCAAAAAGUGUCACUGCACAACUGCAGACAGCAGAGAUAUGAUCCUAACUUUUCACCCAGAUAUUCAGCCAAACAUGGUCUUGCAAGCGGAUAUUGUGAAAAUAGUGUGCACAGUUUCUUUGCGUUCAUUCACUCAGUGAGGAAAGGUGUUGCUUUGGUGCUGUUAGAGGGCUGAAAUCUAAACAGAGACCUAAUUAAUCAUCUUUUCUUCAUGAAUCAAUAUAUUUCCAAAGGUAAUGUUGAAUUUGGGGAUUACUACUGACAUUGCUUUUUGCACUAGUCUCUGUGCAUGUGAAAUACAAGACAAAGCCUUCAGCUCAGAAAGACGUAAAAAAUGGUGAUGAGACACGGCAUUCAAUCAAAAUGCAUUUAAUGUGUGUUGAGUGAAGGAACGGGGAACAUCCUUUUCCCUUGUCAAUAGACUGGAAGAUGCAGAGAAGUCAGGACUCAAGUUUCAUUUGGAUAUGUUAGGAACUGUAAUACUGUCCAUCAGUUCAAUAAAAUAUAAAUUGUGUCCAAAGCAGAAAGUCUGCCAGAUGUUUGCAUUGACUAAAGUCAAGUGCAAGUUUUGACUGCUUCGGAACUCUUCUAAUCCCAGUAAGGGGAUGGAUUUCCCUCAAAUUAUUUCUGCUACUUAUAAUACAAACUCCUUGAUUACACCAUGUUUUGUUUCAGUCUGCAUAGUUUUAAUCAACGUUAGCCAUAAUUAGGGUUUCCCUGCACAUUAUAUUUCAAAGUAAACAGUACUAGAGACUGGAUUAGUUUGUUCAAUAUAAGAUAGUUUUUUUUUUUUUUUCUUAAAUAGCAGCAGCAUUAUAAGCGUUACUGAAAUUUCUUUUGCUAUUUUUCACCAAAUUUGUAUCUCUCUAAAUUCUCAGUCUGCUCUAAAAAGCAAACCUGUAUCAAGCUGACUCCAAAGUCAGUGGGUGGGCUGACUCACCAAGCCUGAUGGAGCACCGCAGUACGAGACCAUCGUGUCUUCCUGCCACAUGACACACAGUAUGCGGGACAGAGGGAAUGCUGCUGCGGAAAACCUUUGCCUGCUGGCUGGCACUAAAAUAGACGUUUCAAAAAUCAGAUAUGCAUGCACAUUUCUUUUCAGAGGUUUGGCCCACAUCCUACAUCCCGAUGAGUUUGGGCUUCUUAAGCCAUAAUAACAUCGACUUCAAUAACUCAUGAAGGAAAUUUCUUAUGGGUUGGAUUGUAGGUUUAGGUCCUUCCUUACUGUUUUGUGCUUUUACACUGUGUCUUUCACCAUCUACAUCUCACUGCUUCAGCUGGGUGUUGUCAGCAUUGGUGUGGGCUUAGUGUUGGCGUGAGUCCUUGAGCAAAACAAUUUAGCGUGCCUCUAAGCCAUCAGCCAGUAACAUUUUCCCCAAAUUUUCCUCCUCUUCCUGACCUAGUGCCUGGUCUUGCCUGAGGGAUCAAGGCUGGUAGUGUUUUCUACACUCUUCCAUAGCUAUGGCCCUGGGAGUUGCUCUUUGCCCACUGUGUGGAAGUACUAAAUCGUACAGUUUAAUGUAUGUAUAUUGAAAAACAUGUUAAAAGAUUCUUCUGUGUAUAAAGCAUAUAUAACCUAGCGUCCAUUUGCUACACUUACAGCAAAAAGACUAAAGGUGUGAUUCUACGUGCCCAUUGGGUGUGGGCUUCCAUGUCCAUGCUUUUGGGACUGGAAUUACGAUUAUGCCCACUCUCUCGUGGUUCGUUAUCACCGAGAAUGGUAAGCUGAGUCCCCCACACAUUCAACUGGAAAUCCAUGCAUGGAGCUAUUACAGAAUCUGCUGGCAACGAUGCAUGAGAGUUUUAAAAUGUUAAGCGAUAUUCAUCCUAUCUUCCAGCUGAGAUGUUUUCUUCAGUUCAGACAACAGAACAGGAGAAACAAAUCCAAAUUUGCUCUUCUGAAAGUCCAUCAGUAUUUUGCCACUGACUUCAGUAAGACCAGCACCACAUUUACAUUACACUGUUUUGAAAACAAACGUAUCUGUUUGUCUUACUGAGUGGUUUAGAGAAAGAAAAGCUGUAUGUCUUUUGUUAGAGACACACAUUGUCAUGAACUGGAUUUUCAGUAAUGAACUGAGCACAACGUGCAAUGCUUAUUUUCUGAUACACAGCGUACGUAGCAAGGUAUUACCUUACUGUGAAAGCAGAGAGGAACCAAAGUUUAUUUUACAGAAGGCAAAUAACCUUUAUAGCCGUUUCAGACUGCUGCUGGGUAGGUUGGAUCUUGCUUUCUGAUACUGCUUUUCUAGAUUAAUAGAAGUUAUGGAAAAUAUUAGGGAAAAAGGGGAGCAAGUGUAACCACUAUGAUAUACUCUGUAUAUGUUUUCUAACACAUAGUAGGGUCUUUUAUAACAUGAGCCAUAAAACUUAUGUAUUUAUGUUCAAAGCAUAAACUGAAAAAAUGUUUAAUAAAAAUGUGAUAAAAAU